Messenger RNA from Zea mays, 1375 nucleotides. RefSeq lists its product as uncharacterized. The transcript has 7 exons. The record is from RefSeq and is marked provisional. Gene Ontology annotation, biological process: mitochondrial respiratory chain complex IV assembly. Bases 91 to 1014 code for a protein of 307 amino acids. NCBI's taxonomy places the organism in Eukaryota, Viridiplantae, Streptophyta, Magnoliopsida, Poales, Poaceae.
CUCAAAACCCACGGCGCCGCCGCAGCCGCGUUCACGAAGCUUGGGGAGGCGAGCACCCCGAUCCGGCGAGGUGCCGCGAGCGAGGCAGCGAUGAGAGGCCGUGCGUCCCAUCUCCGCGCGCUCCUCUCGCGAGCGCUCUCUCCAAGCCUUCCUCCUCCUGGUCGCGCUCUGCCUCAGGUCACUAGGCCCGGUGCGUCUCCGUUCGGAGCUGGAUUCGUGGGGCGCGCGCGCUUCUUCUCCAUCGACGCCUCGGCUGCGACGCAGGGCGGGUCGAAGCCCCCUGCGCCGCCGCCGGCGGGUACUGCGGGCGGCGAGGGAGGGGGUGGUGGUCAGUCUGGGAAAUCUGAACAAGCGGACGCCGGGAAAGCCGUCCGCGGAGGGCCGGUGUCUUGGCUCAGUUUUCUACUCCUGCUUGUGACUGGAGGAGGGAUAAUCGUGUACUACGACAAAGAAAAGAAGCGUCACAUUGAAGAAUUGAAGAAUAGAACAAGUGCUGUGAAGCCUGGACAAUCAGUAGGCACUGCAGCCAUUGGCGGUCCAUUCAAGCUUUUGAAUCAUGAUGGAAAACCUGUUACUGAAAAGGAUUUCUUGGGCAAAUGGACGCUGCUUUAUUUUGGAUUUACACACUGUCCUGACAUUUGUCCAGAUGAACUCCAGAAAAUGGCUGCAGCGAUUGACAAAAUUAAGGAAAAGGCAAAACUGGAUGUUGUGCCAGUUUUUAUUACAGUUGAUCCUGAAAGAGAUACUGUUGAGCAGGUUCGGGACUAUGUUAAAGAGUUCCAUCCAGAUCUAGUAGGCCUCACGGGCACGACAGAUGAAGUAAGACAAGUUGCACGUGCUUAUCGAGUUUACUAUAUGAAGACAGAGGAGGAGGGUUCUGACUACCUUGUUGAUCACUCAAUUGUCAUGUACCUGAUGGACCCAGAGAUGAAGUUUGUCAAGUUUUAUGGCAAGAACUACGACACAGAUUCCCUUGCUGACGGUAUCGUUAAAGAAAUUAAAGAGCACAAGUAAACAGUAGUUGGAAUGCCACUUUGCAACGUCAGCCUUGUUUCUGAAUUUCUCCCGAGAGUUUUGUUAAAUCAAGCAAAAACCAAAUGGCACACGAGAUCAUGUGGCAAUAGCUGAUGACAUUUGAAUCUCGCGGCGGCUUUUAUUUCAGCAGAUUCGGGUGCACAUGUUGCGGUUUUGUGCACGUUUUUGUCACGGCAAACUUCUGCGUUAUUAGCUUGGGACGCUGUUCAUUGCUGAAUGUAAUUUUAUUUGCAUAGUUUCAUACCAGUUCAAUAUGAAACCUUUUUCCCCUUCUGCUCCCUCUGUUUUUUGAAUAUUUGGUUUCCAAUAAAAUAAGAACACAUCAAUUUGUGGAGUUUCU